This is a messenger RNA of Dermatophagoides farinae (American house dust mite), 3425 nucleotides long. Lineage: Eukaryota; Metazoa; Arthropoda; Arachnida; Sarcoptiformes; Pyroglyphidae. The record is from RefSeq and is a predicted model, not a curated record.
AUCAUCAUUUGGAACAACAACUAUUAUUGCGAGUAUCCAGCUAUAUUGACCGUCAGGGCCAGCUUGGGACUGGCGCGAAGCACCUGUACUGGGCUGGUUAACAAUUAUCAUCACUAUAUUUUUACUAACCUUAUCUUGCAUUAUUUUUUUUUUUGAAUAAUGGUAGUUUUUGCCACAACUCGAACAAGCAGGUUCUGUACAUUCUGUACAAAAUUUUCGUUAUUAUCAAGCUUGAUCAUUCACUUGAAUAUACUUAUCAUAGUGGUUAUUGUGAUAAACUAAUCCAAAGAAGAUCCAGUUCUAAACAGAUCGCUGGUGGUUCUCAACAAGAUAUAGCGAAAUUAGCAGGUCCGGCUGAACCCAUAGUUUCAGAAAUUCCAUUUGAUCAAGAUCAUGGACAAACUUCGAGACAUGAAAGUGAGAUUCCAAUGGAUGUGGAUCCAUAUGAUCCUAAAAAUGAAUCAGAUGAUGAUGGUAACGACAACGAUGAUAACGACGAUGAUGAUAACAAUGAUGAGUAUGAUCAACUUGAACAAGUCUUCGAAAAGUCUUUGAGACGAGAACCAAGCUUAAAUUCAUUUUGGUCUUCAACUGUAUCACCAUUAAACAAAGACGAAAGAGAUUUUUUGAAACAAUUCAUUGUGGAAAUGUCGGAAGUACGUCUAAAAAAAUCGAUUCCAAAUUCACAUGUGGAAGAACUGGGAACGGUUAUUGCUAAUAAUUUUGUAAAAGCUUUCGAAUAUUCUGAGAAUAUUAGAAAUAUUAUGGCACGGUAUUGCUCCAGUUGUUAUUUGCAAAACAACUUUUUGGAAUUGCAAGACUCUUAUGUACAACCUACCCAGAUAACUACUUCUGACGACCAACUUUCUAUCCAAUAUUUUUCAGUUGAAGGAAUUUUGAAAUCCAUAAUCAAUCAACAUCCCUCGUUGAUUGAUUCAAUCGAAAAAGAAAAAUCAUUGAAUUUUAUUCCCGAACAGAAUCGAAAAAAUAUGGUUAUCCGGAAUGAGUUGGACACGACUUAUUAAAGCAUGUUUCGAAGAUUAAAAGGAAAAUUGCGAGUUGAAAUUUCCCUUGAUGAUUUUUCUUUUAUUGGAAAAAAUGGAAAGAAAUUCUUAGCCGGUUACAUAUCAUGCACUAAUCUACCAUUGAAAAAACAAACAAAACGCGAUAACAUAUAUUUAUUUUUGAUGGUUAAGAGACCAAGUACUCGGAUAUUUGAAGCAAUGAACCAAAUAUUGAAACCAUUCGUUGAUGAAAUGAAGCUGCUUGAAAAAAACGGCAUAACAAUUGAUAAUGAAAAUGGUGAAACAACCAAAAUCGAUGUUACACUUUCGAAAGUUGUGUGUGACAACCUAGCUCAAAAUGAGAUACAAAUAACCGAUCAGGAAAAAGUUGAAUCCAAAAUGGCAAAUUUUCUUCAGUUAGGUCCAUACCAGACCGCAUUUCCAGUUGCCAAAAAAAUUACCUACAUCUUGAACCUGUGGAAAAUGCAUCAGCAUCAAAAGUACUGAAGGCAUUGAGAAACUUCGCAUCAUCAAUUCUCGCCCCAUUGUGGAUGUGAAUGGAUCGGUGUUGACUCCGAAUAAAAAUUGAUAUAUGGCACAGAAUUAAGGAAACCGUGCCGCAACCACCGCGUACUGUUAAAAUAGACUUGAACGUGAUUCAUUCAACAAUCAUUUCUUGUCUGUCACACAUAUAAAAACAGCACAUUUACACACAUGACAACGUUGGUCUUUUAUUUUGUUCUACACAAGACACAAUCAUCAUCUUAUCAUCUGAUUCAUUUUCUUCCUUUAUUAUUGUUUCUGCAUACUUAUUUUUUCUUUUGGCUUAAUCAAUAAACAUUAAAUUAAACAUUUCCAACAGGUUAUGGGUCUGAGCAGUUUUCAUGCUACGUACUGAAACUUUGUGUCCGAUAUUUAUAAAAUUGUGCUUCUGUCUUCAUGCUUCUUAUCUUUGAUCUGUUAAUCGACAAUGACACAACUAAAUCCAAAAAAUGUCCAAUUUCUAUCUUUGGAUAAGGUGCCACUGGUACGAAUCGAUCAAAGAGUGUCUAAUCGCUAUGGAGUGCGAGGAUUACAUCGACCCAAAAUUCGAUUACAAGCCAAAGGAUGGUUUAUCCAAGCAACAAAAAAUCGGCAUCAAUAGCCGCAAAAAUUUGAUUAAGUCAUCAUUAAACUCCAUGGAUCGAGAAACGGUAAUUAACUGUGAAACACCGCUGGAAAUGACAAACAAGAUUUAGUAUAAGAAGCGAUUCUUGUUGCUGGUGCGAAGCCGCAGUCCAGGAUCCGGUGCAUUUGUGUUGAAGAUCAGAGACAAAAAUUUACGUUUUUAAAUGGUUUUAUUUAUUAAUCAUGAAAAAGAAUAUUUUAUAUUUUCAAUAAUAAUACAACUACAAAAAUCAUGAAACAACAACACGUUGUUCGAGUACAAUUCUAAUUGAUAUUCAGAUAUGACGUUAUUUUACACAAUCUUUUAACAAUUUGGUCUGUCGAUUAGGUUGUUGAUCAAAUCAUCUCGACGUCGCUAAUGCUGCUGUUGAUGGUGGACAAAAAAAAGCGACCACUGCCACAGCAAGGAUUAAUCGUUCAAUGUGUCAUUGUUUUUAAAUAGUCAUCAUCAACAUCAUGUAAAUUGUUCCCAUUGUGCAUGCGUUUUGCGCGCCUUUUAUGAUUGUCAUUCGAGCCUUAUAAAGGAUUUUAGCAUCAUCUUUGAGUGGUUGGCUCAGCAUCAUUGUAUUGAUUUGUUCUUGUAUUUUUACAAUUGUCGUCAUGCAUUAAUCUAAUUCUAAUAAAGACAACGAAAAUUAUUCAAAACCGACCACCGUUGUUUAUUUUUCGUCUAAUGGUGCCGAUUUUGAUAUGGUCGACUUUGCUGGCGUCGGUUUCGAUAUGGUCGUUGGUAGCGCCGGUGUUGUUGUUGUAGUUGAAUGUCGAAUUGUUGUUGUAAUUCUUGUUGUUGAAUAUGGAAUUGUCGUUGCAAUUCUUGUUGUUGCAUCUUGAAUAGUAUCGAUUCAAACGACAAUACAACUAAAACGAAAAGGUACGAGUUGGUAUCAGGACGAUGAUGCAAUUGCGCUCCACAAGCAAGUUUGUUACUUGAAUUUGUUCGCAAGUCGAGUAUCGGAACAUGUAUGUACUUUGUCUUUGUGUAUGUCUUGUUCUAUUGGAUUGUGGGUUGAAAUAGCCAAAUUGAAAAUAGCCAAGGCAGAAAAGAUUGUGGGUUAAAAUAGCCAAGGCAGAAAAUAUCCAAGGCAGAAAACAGCCAAAACUGAAAACAGAUAUUUUCAAUUUGGCUAUUUUAACCCGCAACCGUUCUAUUGAUGUAUGCGCGUUUUCUUUAAUGUGAUCUAUUCCAAAAACUUUAAUUUAAUUUUUUGGGAGGGCACCUGUGAUAUAUAAACCAAUAUAAUUGUAUAACAAAAA